AUGAGUCCUCAAUGGCUUAAGAAGUUCAAAUCCAGCUUCCGCAAGUCAAACUCUGCCUCACCUCAUAUUUCACCCCCUCCAACGCCAAUUUCUCAGUCUUCCUCGCCCCUUCAGACACCAAUCUCAACAGCAAACAACCUCAAAGAGCGGCUUUGGAACCAGGCGUACGACAACCUGAAGCGGCGCGAAUCCAAGUUAGUCGAAGCAUACGAGAACCUCCUAUCGGCCGAACUUCCCGGUGAUAGUCAUACUCCUGCCGCUUCAGCUGAAAACCACAUCAAACCUGACCCGCAGGAAAGAUGGCACCAGAUGGAGCUUCUUGUCCAGGUCGGGCUGCAGAAGACGAAAAAGGAGGCAGAAUUCAAACAGAAAGCCAGCGAUGUGAUUCGGGUCAUCUCCCCUCUGAAGGAAGUAAUCGGGAAGGCUGUACAGGCUGCUCCCGAAGCUGCUAUCGCUUGGGUUGGCGUCUCUUUUGCUCUUGAGAUACUUGCCAACCCAGUCUUCGAAUCAGUUACUCAACGCAAUGGCAUUGAAUACGUUGUUUCCAUGAUGGACUGGUACUGGAACUUGGUUAAUCUCCUCCUCAAACCGAAGGAUGCCGGCCCGGAUUUUGAAGGGCUGCGUAGUCAGCUUCAGAAGCAUAUCGUCCAUCUUUACCAGAUGCUCUUGCUCUACCAGAUGAAGAGCAUCUGCCUUUACCACAGGAGCCGGGUUGAUGUUUUCCUCAGAGACGUUAUUAAGUUGGAUGAUUGGGCUGGCAAGCUUGACGACAUCAAGGUUGUUGAAGCUGACGUGCGGAGAUGCUCGAAGCAAUACACCUCCGAAAAGACACUUCAAAGCCUUGAAUCCCUAGAAGACGCCGCAAAUUCUCAGCUCAAGGAACUUCAACUUUUACCUAAGAUGCUUCAAAAUAUUGAAGUUGCUAUUCAACACCACACCAAGCGACAAGAGGAGAUGCAACAGAGUGAGGAAUUCAAGAAAUGCCUGGCCGACCUACGUGUUACCGACCCACGCGACGACAAGAAACGCAUCCAGGAGACCAAGGGCGGUUUACUUACUGACUCCUACGUCUGGGUGCUUCAGAACUCCGACUUCUGCCAGUGGCGUGACAACCAGGACCAGCGACUGCUUUGGGUCAAGGGCGACCCGGGCAAGGGCAAGACCAUGCUUCUAUGCGGCAUCAUCGACGAGCUUGAAGCAACACGCGGUCAGGGGCAACCCUUGUCCUACUUCUUCUGUCAAGCCACCGACGAGCGACUUAAUACGGCGACGGCGGUACUGCGCGGCUUGAUCUUCAUGCUUCUCGACCAAGACCCGUCCCUUGUUUCGUAUAUGAAGAAGUACGAAAAGGCUGGGAAGGCGCUUUUUCAAGACGUCAACGCAUGGCAGGCGAUGUCUGAGAUCUUUGCAAAUAUGCUCCACGAUUCGAAGCUGCGAGGUGUGUGCCUUCUUGUCGAUGCAUUAGACGAGUGCUUAAUGGGCUGCGAUCAGCUGCUCGACCUGAUUACCAAAACAUCGCAAUCAACCAGUGUAAAAUGGCUCGUCUCAAGCCGCAACUGGUUGCGGAUCGAAGAACGGCUGCGUACCGCAGCGCAAAGGCUAUCACUAGAACUUAAUGCAAAGUCGGUCUCAACAGCUGUGGACAGCUACAUCACGCUCAAGAUAUCAAAACUCGGCGAACUCAAGGGCUACUCACCUAAUACCGCCAGUGAAGCACCUGAGUUCACCAUACUCAUCAAGGAGCAUCAUCCCCUGGCGAGCAAUCCUAAAUUCCUCCGGUAUAUCAUUAGCAUCUGCGGCUCUUUUCUCACUAUUCGCCAGGACACAAUCUACUUUGUCCACCAGUCGGCCAAGGAUUUCUUGAUGAACGAGGCAUACCCAGCACUUGGCCAGAUUCUACCUUCUGGCAUUGCACACCAGCACCACGCGAUCUUCUCAAGGUCUCUAGACGUACUAUCUAGGACGCUUAGACGCGACAUCUACGAGCUGCGCAAACCUGGAAGCUCUGUAGAGGACACAUCACCACCUCACCUAGACCCUCUGGCUUCUCUGAAGUACUCGUCUGCCCACUGGGUCGACCAUCUUGAGCACUCAAAUCCCGCAGACGGCCCGGCGCGCGUUGAUUUACGGGACAACGCUAGCGUUCACAAUUUCCUCAAACGCCAUUAUCUCCACUGGCUAGAGGCUCAGAGUCUUCUGAAAGGCAUGCCACAAGCAGUAGUGGCAAUGCGGAAACUCCAAACAUUGGUCAACUCGUCCGAGAUGCCUGUCGAUUUCCCUACCCACAGCUUAGUAAGGCAACUUUUCCGAGCAGAAGUACCAGCCUGGGUUACCAUCAUUACAAAGGGAGACGUAGACUGGAACGCAUGCCAGCAGACGCUCGAGGGCCACAGCAGCUCGGUCAACUCGGUGGCCUUCUCGCCGGAUGGGCGCCAGCUCGCCUCAGGCUCCAGCGACAAGACCGUCAAGCUCUGGGACACGGCCACCGGCCAGUGCCAGCAGACGCUCGAGGGCCACAGCGACUGGGUCAGGUCGGUGGCCUUCUCGCCGGAUGGGCGCCAGCUCGCCUCAGGCUCCGGCGACAGCACCGUCAAGCUCUGGGACACGGCCACCGGCCAGUGCCAGCAGACGCUCGAGGGCCACAGCAGUUACGUCAACUCGGUGGCCUUCUCGCCGGAUGGGCGCCAGCUCGCCUCAGGCUCCCGCGACAGCACCGUCAAGCUCUGGGACACGGCCACAGGCCAGUGCCAGCAGACGCUCGAGGGCCGCAACAGCUUGGAGAACGUAUUCGAGGUAGCGAUCCAGGAACCAACUGGAGACCUUAUGGGACACAUGGAUCACGAAUAG
Molecule: messenger RNA, 2847 nt
Organism: Colletotrichum chrysophilum
Lineage: Eukaryota; Fungi; Ascomycota; Sordariomycetes; Glomerellales; Glomerellaceae
Exons: 6
Coding region: 1-2847 (948 amino acids)
Molecular function (GO): protein binding
Source: RefSeq, a predicted model, not a curated record